This is a messenger RNA of Ictidomys tridecemlineatus (thirteen-lined ground squirrel), 1139 nucleotides long. It is a transcript of the gene Bdh2, whose product is annotated as 3-hydroxybutyrate dehydrogenase 2. Gene Ontology annotation, molecular function: 3-hydroxybutyrate dehydrogenase activity. Gene Ontology annotation, cellular component: cytoplasm. The record is from RefSeq and is a predicted model, not a curated record. NCBI's taxonomy places the organism in Eukaryota, Metazoa, Chordata, Mammalia, Rodentia, Sciuridae. Gene Ontology annotation, biological process: siderophore biosynthetic process.
GGAAUCUGAACUACGAAUCCCAGCAUGCAUUAUUGAGCGCUUGACUUGCUUCUGAACAAAGAUCUCAAGUCUAUUACUCCUUCCUGCCUGGAUCUAGAGGAGACGCCAAGUACUCAUUCCUCUAAAAUUAAACCACAGGUUUCCUCAUGGGUCGACUUGAUGGGAAAGUCAUCAUCCUUACAGCUGCCGCUCAGGGGAUCGGCCGGGCAGCUGCUGUGGCUUUUGCAAAUGAAGGUGCCAAAGUCAUAGCCACGGACAUCAAUGAGUCCAAACUUCAGGAACUGGAAAACUACCCAGGUAUCCAAACUCGUGUCCUUGACGUCACAAAGAAGAAACAAAUCGAUCAGUUCGCCAGUGAGGUUGAAAGAAUUGAUGUUCUCUUUAAUGUUGCUGGUUUUGUUCAUCAUGGAACCAUCCUGGACUGUGAGGAAAAAGACUGGGAUUUUUCCAUGAAUCUCAACGUCCGCAGCAUGUACCUGAUGAUCAAGGCAUUCCUUCCUAAAAUGCUUGCUCAGAAAUCUGGCAACAUUAUCAACAUGUCCUCUGUGGCCUCCAGCAUCAAAGGAGUGGUGAACAGGUGUGUGUACAGCACCACCAAGGCAGCCGUGAUUGGCCUUACAAAGUCCGUCGCUGCAGACUUCAUCCAGCAGGGUAUCAGAUGCAACUGUGUGUGCCCAGGAACCGUUGAUACCCCAUCUCUGCAAGAAAGAAUACAAGCCAGAGAAAAUCCUGAAGAGGCACUGAAUGACUUCCUGAAGAGACAAAAGACAGGAAGAUUUGCAACUGCGGAAGAAGUAGCCCUGCUCUGUGUGUAUCUGGCUUCUGAUGAAUCAGCCUAUGUGACAGGCAAUCCUGUCAUCAUUGAUGGAGGAUGGAGCCUGUGACUGCAGGAUCUCCUUGUGGGGAAGGCAGGACCUUCUUGCCCAUGGUGAACCUGGUUGUGAAGAAAACUCAGUGAUCAUCUCUCUCCUAGAAAUGACAUUAAUGAAAAUGAGCCUUGUAAAAAUCAUUGUUCCCAAGAAUCUAGUUCUUUAAUUAAUUUCUUUCCUAAUCUCUUCUGAAAUCAUUGUAAGUCAAAUAAAAAAUAUUGAACUCAUUAUCAAAAUAAUUUUUAAAAUAGACUUCAAUUUGUAAGCAUC